This is a messenger RNA of Cebus imitator (Panamanian white-faced capuchin), 5655 nucleotides long. It is a transcript of the gene ATP6V1C1, whose product is annotated as ATPase H+ transporting V1 subunit C1. Lineage: Eukaryota; Metazoa; Chordata; Mammalia; Primates; Cebidae. The transcript is spliced from 13 exons. Gene Ontology annotation, cellular component: vacuolar proton-transporting V-type ATPase, V1 domain; lysosomal membrane. Gene Ontology annotation, molecular function: proton-transporting ATPase activity, rotational mechanism. Gene Ontology annotation, biological process: proton transmembrane transport. The record is from RefSeq and is a predicted model, not a curated record. Bases 248 to 1396 code for a protein of 382 amino acids.
GUGGGGCGCGCGUAGGCGGAGCGGCGCGCGCCGCGGUCAGCUGACUGCUCGGCUGGCACGUGACUUGCUCUGUGGCCGCUGGGUCGGGGAAGCAGUGAGUCUGGAGCUAAGGUCGGGAAGGGAUGGAGCGCUGAGCCGUUAGCGUCUGCCUGGCUGCCUGCCUCCGCACCUGUUACUGCUGCUACUUCCUCCUUUGACACCUUCCUGGAAUCUCUCUUGAUUUUUGAGGAAAUACCCAGUAACAAACAUGACUGAGUUCUGGCUUAUAUCUGCUCCUGGGGAGAAAACCUGUCAGCAAACAUGGGAGAAACUGCACGCGGCAACUUCAAAGAACAAUAAUCUUGCUGUCUCUUCCAAGUUCAAUAUUCCUGACUUAAAGGUUGGCACACUGGAUGUCUUGGUUGGCUUGUCAGAUGAACUGGCUAAACUGGAUGCAUUUGUAGAAGGAGUGGUUAAGAAAGUGGCUCAAUACAUGGCUGAUGUACUAGAAGACAGCAAAGACAAAGUUCAAGAGAAUCUGUUGGCUAAUGGAGUGGACUUGGUUACUUAUAUAACAAGGUUCCAGUGGGACAUGGCCAAAUAUCCAAUCAAGCAGUCCCUGAAAAAUAUUUCUGAAAUAAUUGCCAAGGGAGUAACUCAGAUUGAUAAUGACCUGAAAUCUCGAGCAUCUGCAUACAAUAACCUGAAAGGAAAUCUUCAGAAUUUGGAAAGAAAGAAUGCAGGAAGUUUGCUAACUAGAAGUCUAGCAGAAAUUGUGAAGAAGGAUGACUUUGUUCUUGAUUCAGAGUAUCUUGUCACAUUACUGGUAGUAGUGCCCAAGUUAAACCACAAUGACUGGAUUAAGCAGUAUGAAACACUAGCGGAAAUGGUAGUUCCAAGGUCUAGCAAUGUUCUCUCAGAGGACCAAGAUAGUUACCUGUGUAAUGUCACCUUGUUUAGGAAGGCAGUUGAUGACUUCAGACACAAAGCCAGGGAAAACAAAUUCAUUGUUCGUGACUUCCAGUAUAAUGAAGAGGAGAUGAAAGCAGAUAAAGAAGAAAUGAACAGGCUUUCUACUGAUAAGAAAAAACAAUUUGGACCACUUGUACGGUGGCUGAAAGUGAAUUUUAGUGAAGCGUUUAUUGCAUGGAUUCAUGUGAAAGCAUUACGGGUUUUUGUUGAGUCUGUUUUAAGGUAUGGCUUGCCAGUGAACUUCCAAGCAAUGCUCCUUCAGCCCAAUAAGAAAACUAUGAAGAAACUGAGAGAAGUAUUACAUGAAUUGUAUAAACAUCUAGACAGCAGUGCAGCAGCUAUUAUUGAUGCUCCUAUGGAUAUUCCAGGUUUAAACCUGAGUCAGCAAGAAUACUACCCCUAUGUGUACUACAAGAUUGAUUGCAACUUGCUGGAAUUCAAGUAAAAAUGGUCUCCUCCCCAGACAAUCCUGUCCUUGUGUUGGUGUGUGCUAACAGAAAUAAGUUGCAGUAUGGUCGUACUUUUAGCUCUAGAAUCCUUUGCUUGCUUCCUACCCCCUUUCCUAGGUGAAUUCUCCCACAGAGUGGUCUGUAUCUCAUUUUCUUUUUAAAGGAAAAAAAUAUAUAUAUAUAUUGUUUGUUCUUAUUGAUCAGGUCUGUAAAUGUGUACUAAAAAAAAAAAUCAGAGUUUAUUUAUAAACAGAAUAGUUUAUUUAAAGGUCUUUUCCUUAUUGAUAUCAUGGUAUGCAUUAAUUCCAUUUGUUACUAUUGUACACAAAAGCCUUGUUUACAAGGGAAUGGUGUAAACAUUUAUACUGUUUUGUUCACUGUGUUUAGUAGACAUAACUGUUGAAUAGUUAUUGAAUCGUGAUGUAAAGAAUAUGUGACAAUAUGCAGGUAUGGGCUUUCUGAAUGUUUCAAAUUUCAAUCAAUGAGCACUGUCAACACCCACAGGAGAGAAUAAAAUUACCUGUGCAAAGGUGUGUUGUGGUGUGUGUAACUUAAGAUUACAGUUCAGUUUGAGAGUUUAAUAAAUGAUGUCAUAGCUAACUUGCUAUGCUGCUUCCAGGAUUUUGUUAUAUGCUGAGGUGUAACCAUUUGUGUUGUCUGACUUUCAUAUGAUUUAAUUGAGCCAAAUUUGGGUCAGAACACAAAUUUGAGGAUUAUUUUUCAGUAUAUGACGGGUAUUUACAUUUGAACACUAGACUUUUAGUUCUCUCAAAUAAUUGAGAAGUAGGGCCAGUUUGGGAUAAAGUCUAGCAGAACUAUGCAGCUUUAGUCAUUUGCUUUGUCUAAAUCCGCAUUUUACAUGUUUUCUUCUUAAGAUCUAUAAUUUUGGCAUUUAUAUCAUUUAUGACAUAGUCUGAAAAUAGAGACAUUGCUGGCCUUUAGUCUCAGAAAUGAAUGACUUAGUUUAGUGUCCUGAAAGAGCUUUUAAAAGAGGAUUUUGUGGCAAUGCUCUUCCCUUACUGUGCACUCACAGGUUUACAAAUGGGAAAAAGAAGUUUACAUUUCAAUUUAGGGGCAUCUCUAAGCUAUGCUAUUCCCUUUAGAAAAUUAGCCUCCAAAAUUUUUUAUUUCAACAUUUAAUAUUAUUUCAUGAAUAACUUCAGACAAAUACAGAUGUCCACAACGUAGAACAUGAGAGAUCCCCUCCCCCAAUUUCCACCUCCCAAGGGAAGUUUAUAUAUUUUUCUAGGUCCUUUUCUAUCUUUACAUCUUUCUCUCUCUCUCUCCCUCUUUCUUUCUCUCUCUCACAUAUACACACGCAGAACUUAUUUUUAAUGAAACAGGAUUAUACUAUACACAUCCUGUCACUUGCUUUUUUUUUUUUGCUUAAUAGUAUCCUUAAGGUAACCUUUUAUGUCAGUGAAGCUAGAGCUACCUCAUUCUUUUAACCGGCUGCAUGGUAUUCCAUUGAGUGUCUGCCAUCAGCCGAGUGAUAGUCUGCUUGUUUUAGUUUUUGCUCUUAACAAACACUGCUGCGGUCAGGAUCCUUGCACAGAUUUCUUUGUAUACUUGUGUUAGUAUUUCUGUAAGAUCCCAGAAUUGGAAUUUGUAGGAUCAUAGGUUAUGUACAUUUAAGUUUUUGACACUCACUGCCAAGUCAUCUGUCAGAAUUCUAAAUUAAAGACAUGUUUGGAAUGUGGAUUUAUCUUCAGUUUUUCCUUGGACAAGAGGAAGCUGUGAAAAAUUUUGAUAUCAGAAAAUUGUGGUUUUUUGUCUUCUUUUGCACAUUCUUUGAGUCUUAGUUUCUGUAACAUGGGGCUACUCUCUCUAUCAUAGGGAGGUAUGUUUUGACAAUAAAUUGACUUUUAAGAAAAGCUUGUCACUAACCUGAAGCUCAGCCACACAGUGACUUUUAAGGUUUUAGACUUUACUGUUGUUCUCAUGAGAAUAGGUAGAGACUGUGUAAGGUUUAAAAUCCCAGCAUAUGUUUGAAACUACGGGACUUUCACUGUGAUUUCCACCAGGGAAAUUAUAGCAGAGUGGCUGAGCUUGUGUUCCUAGGCCAGGCCCUAACUCUGCUGCUGAUGAGCUUUGUGGUCCUGGGCAGAGUGAUGUCCGAUUUCCAGUCCCUCCUCUCUAAAAUGGGCAUGAUUAGAGUGCCCGCCUCAUUAGGGACAUUGAGGUGAGUCAGUGCGAUUCCAUGUGCCAGAAAGUGCUGUGAGUGGUGCCUGGUGAGAGGCUGGUGCAGGUACUUAGCCCUUGGGGAACACAUGUAGUUCCUUUUCACUAUGUUUAAUUUGGGAAAUUCCAGGUCCACAUCAUUGUAGCGUCUGAAGGUUGGAAGGAAUUCAUUGUGUUUAACAUAACAUUAGAGCAGUUUGUGUCACCGAGCUCCAGUCUGUGCUGGAUUAUUGAUAUUGUUGGUGACGGUCACCAUUCCUAGGAAGGGACUGUCCCAGGCCACUUGCCUUCCCCAGGAGUCUGCUGGUUCUCCUCAAGGAUAGUGCUCAGAUAACAGACUCAUUGACAUUUACUGAGCGUCUGUCAGGGACCAUUCACAGCCACAUCGUCCUCUCGGCCCCUCCCUGAGUUGUUAUGGUGGGAGGACUGGUGGUCCCCAUUUGAAUGUAUGGAGACUUAAGGUCAAAGAAGUGAAUUCUUUGCUGGGUCACAAAUUUUGAGCCGGUCAGAAUUUGAACCUAAGGUUUCUGACUGCUGGGUGUCAUACUUGCCUACCUAUACUCACUAUUGUGUGAAUGAGCCAGACACGUUCCUUGACCUGAGUCCGAGAUGGACAAUGGCAUAGGAAAGUUGCUAGAUAUGGAGAAUCAGAUGUUAACUUGUGUUGCUAUUGUUUUUUGUUUUGUUUUGUUUUUGUUUUUGAGACAAGGUUUCACUGUCACCCAGGGUGGAGUGCAGUGGCACGAUCAGGGCUUACCGCAGCCUCAGCCUCGACUUCCCAGACUCAAGCAAUCCUCCACCUCAGCCUCCCCAGGCAGCUGGGCCUACAGGUGUGCGCUACCGUGCCUGGCCAAUUAUUUUGAAUUUUAGCACAGAUGAGGUCUCAAUAUGUUGCCUGGGCUGGUCUCGAACUCCUGAGCUCAAGGGAUCCUCCUGCCUCAGCCUCCCAAAGUGCUGGAAUUACAAACAAGCGUGAGCCAUUGCGCCUGGCCUGUGUUGCUAUUAUAUUUAUAGGAACCCAGGAGUCCAGAACGCUUCAUCUAUGAUGGGUUAGAUAAUGUGUCUAGUUGUUUGCAUGCUAAUGUCAGUAGCCUCAGCUAUUCAACCUAGGAGAGUUUUCUACCUCUCACACUACCCUGCUGAAGUUGUUCUUCAGCAGAAAAUCUUUGUGGAACAUAGUGCAGCUUUUUGAAUGAGUACAUAUCCAGUAGUACCCUUUAAGUAAUGCUUUGUAUACAAAUACUUAGCAAAUGUCAACCUUUAUUUGCUCUUACUUCAAAAUUAAAUAGUCCCAAAUGUUGGAAAUAAAAUAAAAGACAUUGGUCUAGAUAUGAGGUUUUUCUCCUUCAUUCUCAGCUGUCCUUUAAGAAGAAAUCAAAGUAGCAUAUACACAAGUUUAAAAACCACAUACAAAUACUGUAGAACAGCUUAUAACGAAAACCUUGCCUGCCUUUAUAAAAAAUGUGAUUAUCUUCUGUUAACGUCAAUAAAAGAUGGUUUGUCCUAGAAGGUCAAUAAAUGGUAUUAUGUUCUAGAGGAAACCUAGUAAAAGCUUUCCUAAUUUAGUACAUGUCUCUAAAUUGAUGUUCACCCAUUUCGAUAUUGUAGACUUAUUCAUGGUCUUUAUUUUUCUAGCAUAGAUAACAAUUGAUGCUUUAGAUUGAUAUAUGCAGGUAAUUCUUGCUUUCUAAAAAAAGGAAUAUGUGGCACAUUGGAACCACUUUAUUCACCAGCGGAUUUGCCCUUAGAGUAUUUUUUGAUCUGAGCUGAUGGCUUGUGAGAGAAAAAGGCAGCAGAGUAAAGCCGUGGAGGCCAUGAACAGUGAGAGACUGCCUCCUGGCCUUGUUGCUGGUGCAGAAGAUGACACUGAGGAGAAACAAGACAACAUCCUUCACACCAGGAAUGGCCAAGAUAAUGCAAGAAGAAGAAAGCUUUAAAACAAUCCAGAAGGCAGUCAGCAAACACAAAGGGGGACAUUCCUUCCCUGGCAGUUGCUCAAAACUGAAAUUGGUUAUUUAUUAUGUACACCGGGGCUUGUACUUGGGGAAUUUAAUAAAAAUGCUCAUUACCAAAC